Molecule: messenger RNA, 1035 nt
Organism: Paramacrobiotus metropolitanus
Lineage: Eukaryota; Metazoa; Tardigrada; Eutardigrada; Parachela; Macrobiotidae
Product: alpha-soluble NSF attachment protein-like
Exons: 1
Coding region: 1-1035 (344 amino acids)
Biological process (GO): intracellular protein transport
Cellular component (GO): vacuolar membrane; SNARE complex
Molecular function (GO): soluble NSF attachment protein activity; syntaxin binding
Source: RefSeq, a predicted model, not a curated record
AUGACCGCACCAGUCGCCCAAAAUCUCCAUUGCGACACGGCGCCGGACGAGGCUCGUGCCCGUGCCCUGCUGACCGCCGCCCGCUCGGCGGUGGCGUGGGGCAACAUGCUGGAAGCCAGCCGCUUGUUUCACCGCGCCGGCAACUUUUUUAAGAUGGACCAGAAAUGGCAUGACGCCGGCGCCGCCUUCCAAACCGCCGCCGAGCUUAAAAUGCCAUUCGAGGCGGACACUAUCCCCGCCCCGCCCUACACCACGGAGGUGCGGAAGAUAACGUCCAGCGGUCUCUUGAAGACGGCAAGCGACUGCUUCGUCAAAGCCCAGGACUUCCGCGUGGCGGUGAGCUGUCUGCAGACUGCGGCGGACCUGCUGGCCGAAGACGGGGAUUUCACCACGGCUGCCGGGCACUGCAAGGCCCUGGCGCAGAUGUUGGCGCCACGGGACGUCGACGGCGCAAUUCGGUUCUAUGAAAAAGCCGCGCGCCUGCACGAAGCCGCGGCCGACGUGCACGGGAGGUCCGCUGGCGACAAAGCGUGGCUGACGGUGGGCGAACAGCUGGCUCGGAAGGGCGACUACACCGCGGCCAUUGACCUCUUCGAGGGACUCGCUGACCGCAUCCUCCAGGAGCCCAAGGCGAGGGAUUACGCCAGCUCGGGCGGCGUGUACGUGCCGGACUUUUCGACGGCGGAACCCAAAUGCCUCACCCGGGCGGUACUGUGCUACCUCUGCCGCGAUGGACCAUCGGCUGCCCAGGAGGCCGUGGUGCGCUGGGACGCCAAGCUGCCGUCUUCUGGUUUUAUGUUCGAUCAGGAGCGGAACGUCUUACGGCAGGUGAUGGGCGGCGCCGAGAACCGCUUCACCGCCGGCCACAUCGCCAAGAUCCUGCAGGCGCCGGAGAACGCCGGUUCCGCCACCGCGAGCGGUCCACCAUGGUGCGACAACGACACCCAGACGCGUCGUUUAGACAAAUGGACCACAAUGAUGCUGGAACGCGCGCUGCAGAUGCUGCGGGAUGCCGAAAACAAGGCGCAGCGCUGA